AUGAAGCUCUCUCUGGAAUUGACUCUCGGUCUACUGGCCGUAUCAUGCGUCGAUGCAUUCGUCGUUCCCCCUCGCACGCUAUGGGCAACUAAAGCAAACCUUGCCUCUCGCUCGUAUCGCGCACACCCUGUCAGACGUGACGCAGACUUUCAGAGCUUGGACUCGUUGACCCAUGGAGGAAGUCGCCGCCGCGAGGCUCAAAAGCAAGGUGGCGGAGGAAGUGGUCUCACGAUCGGAGGCCUCACUCUAGGCGGCUCAGGCGGUGGUAUCACUGGCAACGGUCUCAAGCUCGGCGGAAAUCAGCAGGGCAAUGGUACUGCGGCAGCCGCGGCGGAGCCCAAGUCUUCAGCAGCAGAGGGCGAGAAGUCAGCCGCCGCCGGUCAAAAGCCUGCUGUCGCCGCCGAGCAAGAGUCAGAAGAAGGUGCAGCUAGUGCUGGCGCUGGUACGGAGAACCAGCCCGGACGCGCCGAAGGAGAAGCAGCAAGGAAAGAAGCUGAGCAGGAAGCUCAAGAGGCCGAGGGUGAGAAGUCAAACGGUGUCAAGGCUACUGAAGAGUCUGAAAAGUUCUCUGAGGAAUCUGGUAUCACCCUCGGUGAGGACGGUGCUGCGGCGAACCUCGGUGGAAACCUGGGCAUCACGCAGGGCUCCGAUGGCAGUAAGUCAAUCGGCGGGUCAAACGGUAUCAACAUCGCCGCCAGUGGUGAAGUGACUCUGUCAGGUAACAACAGCUCGGUUGCCUCAGUGUACAACGGCUCAGACAGCGACGAUGAGAAAGAUCUCUUCAAAUUGAGCCUACAGUUGGCUGUUGCAGACCGCAAGAACAGCGAUCUGGAGCGCGAGCUUCAGCGCUCACAUCAUGCAGUCGCCAUGGUCAGAGCGUCAAACAGGAAUCUGCAGCAGAAGAAUACGCUCAACGUCGCCGUGGCCUCCGAAGCAGAGGCACUUCGCGCGAAAGUUGAAGCACUCGAGACUUCUGCCGCAGAGAAAGAUUCGGGGUUGGAAGCCACGCGACACGAUGUGACCGUUGUGGUACACGAUGCGGAUAACACUCACGCCCGGCUGCAUUCGUCCCAGGACUACAACAGUCGACUUGAGCGCAACGUGCGGCCUCUUGAGAGCGAAUUUUCGGAAGCCAAUAUUCGCACAAACGAGGCCGCCAUGAGUCAAGCGGAGGUCGACGAUCUGCGAACGCAGCUUGCCCAGCACUCAAGUCAGAAUCGACAAUAUGCUCAGAGGGUGCAAAUGAGCACAACCGAUGCAGAGCGCCUGAAGACACAGGUCGACGGUCAGAAGAGAGAGCUAGACGGCCCUCAAGAAAAGCUAGUCGCGGCUGAGUCAUCUCGAGAUUGGUACCGUGAUGAGCACACUCAGAUCUUGGCAGUCCGUAACACAAUCAAUGCCGGACGUGCGCCAAGCAUAGACCCCUUCUGUAAGAAGCCAAACUCCCUACAACAAAUCACUACCGGCAAUCAGUCAGCGAGAAUGGCGACCAUCCCUGAGCGACCGCGAGAAGAACCAGGCGCGACCGAGUUCCUCCAGAAGGAGCAAUGGAAGUUGUCACAAGACGCAUAUAACCUUCAGAGAUGGUCUACCUACAUCGUCGUCAUCAGCGCGCUAGUCACCAUCGCACGGGCGGUUGUAGACAUCGUUGUCGCCGCCAGGAAAAAAAACAGCCUCAUCAGGACCAUAUGGUGGUGCCUCGUAUUCUGCUGGGUAUGCUUGGUCAGGUUUCUGCGCGAUUUGUGCGACAAUGUCGCCCUCAACUGGGGAAAUUUCACCUGGGGUGUCAACUCAAAAAAGCCCAGGCGACCGGAGGGCUCCCAAGACUAG
Messenger RNA from Alternaria novae-zelandiae, 1830 nucleotides. RefSeq lists its product as uncharacterized. Lineage: Eukaryota; Fungi; Ascomycota; Dothideomycetes; Pleosporales; Pleosporaceae. Bases 1 to 1830 code for a protein of 609 amino acids. The record is from RefSeq and is a predicted model, not a curated record. The transcript has 6 exons.